Molecule: messenger RNA, 3062 nt
Organism: Ceratosolen solmsi marchali
Lineage: Eukaryota; Metazoa; Arthropoda; Insecta; Hymenoptera; Agaonidae
Product: heat shock protein 70 cognate 3
Exons: 9
Coding region: 22-2916 (964 amino acids)
Biological process (GO): tetrapyrrole biosynthetic process
Molecular function (GO): metal ion binding; porphobilinogen synthase activity; ATP-dependent protein folding chaperone
Source: RefSeq, a predicted model, not a curated record
CGAACGUAUCACUUUGGCGACAUGGAUUUGAAAUCAAAACACAUUCUGCACAGUGGAUUGUUUCACCCUACGUUGAGAUUUUGGCAGUCAUCGAAUGCGGAAAUUACAACGAAACAUAUAAUGCUUCCGAUUUUUAUUUUAGAUGAACCUAAUGAAGUUACUGACAUACAAAGUAUGCCAGGUAUUAAGAGAUAUGGAAUUAAUAAAUUAAACGACUUUCUAACGCCAUUGAUAGGAAAAGGAUUAAAAUCUGUUUUGUUAUUUGGUGUAGCGGACAAUAUAACUAAAGAUGAAAAUGGAAGUGGCGCGGAUCAAUCAAAUAAUCCAAUUGUUAAGGCAUUGCCCUUAUUAAGAUUGUGGUUUCCCGAUUUAAUAAUAGCUUGCGACGUAUGUUUAUGUUCGUAUACUAAUCACGGGCAUUGUGGAAUUUUAAAUAAGGAUGGCACAAUCGACGAUAAAGCCAGUAUUAGGCGUAUUGCAAAUAUCGCCGUCGCUUAUGCAAAAGCUGGAGCUCACGUUGUUGCACCAUCCGAUAUGAUGGAUGGCAGGAUAGGAGCCAUAAAGGCUGAUCUAGCCGCUGCUGGAUUAUCUAAUAAAGUGGCCGUUUUAUCGUAUGCUGUAAAAUUUGCCUCCAAUUUUUACGGUCCAUUUAGAGAUGCUUCGAAAUCAGCGCCAAAAUUUGGUGACAGACAAUGCUAUCAAUUGCCUACGACUAGCAGUGGUCUAGCAGCCAGAGCAGCCGCUAGGGAUAUCGACGAGGGAGCCGAUAUGCUAAUGGUAAAGCCCGGUAUCGCAUAUUUGGAUAUCGUUAGACAAACAAAGGCUGCUCAUCCAGAGUAUCCAAUAUUUAUCUAUCAAGUGUCCGGAGAAUAUGCUAUGUUGUACCACAGUGCUAAAAGUGGUGCUAUUAAUUUAGAAUCCGUGCUGAAAGAAGUUCUUCUGUGCAUGAGGAGGGCCGCUCUAUUACUGAUAGGGCUAGUUGCUUUUACCGUGGCUUACGAGGCCAAGACUAAGGAUAAGGAAGACAUUGGAACCGUUAUUGGUAUCGACUUGGGAACGACGUAUUCAUGCGUCGGUGUAUACAAGAAUGGCCGCGUGGAAAUUAUCGCCAACGACCAGGGUAACCGUAUCACUCCGUCGUACGUAGCCUUCACGUCCGAUGGCGAACGCUUGAUAGGCGACGCUGCCAAAAAUCAAUUGACCACCAAUCCAGAGAACACCGUCUUUGACGCCAAACGUCUCAUUGGUCGCGAAUGGACGGACAAGACUGUGCAGCACGAUGUGAAAUUCUUCCCCUUCAAAGUCGUAGAGAAAAAUAGUAAGCCACACAUCAAGGUGGAGACUACCCAAGGAGAGAAGAUCUUCGCCCCCGAAGAAAUCUCAGCCAUGGUUUUGGGCAAAAUGAAGGAAACCGCAGAGGCUUACUUAGGCAAGAAAGUCACACACGCCGUCGUUACUGUGCCCGCUUACUUCAAUGACGCACAAAGACAGGCGACCAAAGACGCUGGCACCAUAUCCGGCCUACAAGUCAUGAGAAUUAUCAACGAACCCACUGCCGCUGCUAUUGCUUACGGCUUGGAUAAAAAAGAUGGGGAGAAAAACAUUUUGGUAUUCGAUUUGGGCGGCGGCACUUUCGACGUCAGUCUCCUCACCAUCGAUAAUGGAGUGUUCGAAGUGGUAGCCACCAACGGUGACACUCACUUGGGUGGAGAGGACUUUGAUCAACGUGUCAUGGACCACUUCAUCAAACUGUACAAGAAAAAGAAGGGCAAGGAUAUUCGUAAGGACAAUAGGUCCGUUCAGAAAUUGCGUCGUGAAGUCGAAAAGGCAAAGAGAGCGCUGAGUGCAAGCCAUCAGGUGAGGAUCGAGAUCGAAUCGUUCUUCGAAAAUGUCGACUUCUCCGAGACGUUGACUCGGGCGAAAUUCGAAGAGCUGAACUUGGACCUCUUCCGUAGCACCAUGAAGCCCGUGCAGAAGGUCCUCGAAGACGCCGACAUGAGCAAGAAGGACGUCGACGAGAUCGUUCUCGUCGGUGGCUCCACGAGAAUUCCCAAGGUCCAGCAUCUCGUAAAAGAAUUCUUCAACGGCAAAGAGCCAUCCCGGGGUAUCAACCCCGACGAGGCUGUCGCUUAUGGAGCGGCCGUCCAGGCCGGAGUCCUCUCUGGCGAACAGGACACCGACGCGAUUGUCCUGCUCGACGUAAAUCCACUGACCAUGGGUAUCGAGACCGUCGGCGGCGUCAUGACCAAACUCAUUCCAAGAAAUACCGUAAUCCCCACCAAGAAAUCCCAGAUCUUCUCCACGGCCUCCGACAAUCAGCACACCGUGACCAUCCAAGUUUACGAGGGCGAGCGUCCCAUGACCAAAGACAACCAUCUCCUCGGCAAGUUCGACCUAACGGGCAUCCCACCAGCGCCCCGUGGCAUCCCCCAAAUCGAGGUGACGUUCGAGAUCGACGCUAACGGUAUCCUCCAAGUGUCGGCCGAGGACAAGGGCACCGGAAACCGCGAGAAGAUCGUCAUUACCAACGAUCAGAACAGAUUGACGCCAGACGACAUUGACAGAAUGAUCAAGGACGCGGAGAAGUUCGCCGACGACGACAAGAAGCUCAAGGAGCGCGUCGAGGCCCGCAACGAGCUCGAGUCCUAUGCCUACUCGCUCAAGAACCAGCUGCAAGACAAGGAGAAGCUUGGCUCGAAGAUCAGCGAGGCGGAAAAGGCGAAAAUGGAGGAGGCCAUCGACGAGAAAAUCAAGUGGCUCGAGGAGAAUCCCGAUACAAAUCCCGAAGAGUACAAAACACAAAAGAAAUUAUUGUCCGACAUUGUUCAGCCAAUCAUUGCCAAACUGUACCAAGCCGGUGGCGGUGUACCGCCCACAGGUGACGAAUCCGGGGACGACUUCAAGGACGAAUUAUAAUCUAAGGCCGACCUUUAAAGAGCUUUAAAGGAAUUUACAAAUUUAGACUGACGAAACAUCCGUUGUCCUUUAGACAAAUGCUUUAGAGACUAAUGUUGCGCGCGCGCGUAUAUGUGUGUAUGUGUGGUUUGCUCGGACUGGAGGGC